This is a messenger RNA of Alternaria atra, 1605 nucleotides long. RefSeq lists its product as uncharacterized. The transcript has 4 exons. Bases 1 to 1605 code for a protein of 534 amino acids. Gene Ontology annotation, cellular component: membrane. Gene Ontology annotation, biological process: transmembrane transport; amino acid transport. NCBI's taxonomy places the organism in Eukaryota, Fungi, Ascomycota, Dothideomycetes, Pleosporales, Pleosporaceae. Gene Ontology annotation, molecular function: transmembrane transporter activity. The record is from RefSeq and is a predicted model, not a curated record.
AUGGAUCUGGAAAAGAAGUCUUCUGAGAAGCCAAGACCUGAGGAUGUGGACCAGGCCAUGGGUGACGUGGGCGAGGUCUUAAAUGCUUCGGGUCACAAGCAAGAGCUCGAGCGCAACUUCAGUCUGUUGAGCAUCUGUGCAAUUGGUAUCACAACAGGAAACGUGUGGGCGGCGUUGGGAGGGUCUAUCGUUAUCGCGCUCUACAAUGGUGGCCCAGCAGGUGUCAUUUACGAAUUCAUAGCUGUCGCGUGCUGUUACUUUAUGAUCGCGGCCUGUAUCGCAGAGAUGGCUUCUGCUAUCCCUUCCUCGGCGGGUGUAUAUCACUGGGCAAGCGUAACAGGAGGAGCCAGAUUUGGCAAGGUUAUUGGCUUUUACGCUGGAUGGUGGAACGCUUUAGGUUGGAUCUUCGGUACCGCUUCCAUAUCCUCAAUCCUCGCCAACCAAGUCAUCUCCAUGUACGGUCUUUUCCACCCCGGCUACGCCUUCGAACGCUGGCACGUCUUCAUCGUCUACCUCAUCAUCACCUGGCUUGCCUGCUUCGUAGUCAUGUUUGCCAAUCGCGCUUUACCCAAACUCACAAAUAUCGGUCUCUUCUUCAUCCUCAUGGGUGUCUUCAUCACUAUCAUGGUAUGCGCCAUCAUGCCCAGUAGAAGCGGCAAGGGAUAUGCGAGUAAUGAGUUUGUGUGGCGCGAUUGGCAGAACCAAGCAGGUUGGAGUAGUGAUGGCUUUGUGUUUUGCGCUGGCAUGCUGAACGGAGCUUUUGCGGUAGGAACGCCUGAUUGUGUCUCUCACCUCGCUGAGGAACUCCCCCUCCCCCGAACCAACAUACCCAAAGCCAUCCUCGCCCAAUACACCGUCGGUUUCAUAACCGCCCUCCUCUACCUUGUAACAAUCUUCUACUCCGUAAACGACCUAGAAAGCCUCUUCUCCAACCCCUGGCCCUUCCCCCUCGCCGAACUAUACCGACAAGCCACAAACUCUCACGGCGGAUCCUUGGGUCUCUUACUCGUCAUUUUCAUCCCAACAUUCUGCACAAACAUUGGUUGCUACAUAACCUCUGGCCGCAUGCUAUGGACACUAGGUCGCGACGACGCAACACCAUUUUCCCACUGGAUCGGCCACAUUGACAAGAAAUGGGAAAACCCGUUCAACGCCACCCUAGCCUGUGGUGUCAUCAACACAAUCCUAGGCUGUAUCUAUAUUGGCUCUUCCACCGCCUUCUCCGCCUUCGUCGGCUCCUUCAUCGUCUUGUCAAGCAUGUCCUAUCUCGCUUUCAUCUUGCCCAAUAUCCUCACCCGCCGCCGCCACGUUAUCAAGGGCCCUUUUACCAUGCCCAACCCGGUUUUCUACACGGUGGCUAGUCUGGCGUGUGCGUAUAUGGUGGUAUGGAUACCGAUUUAUUGUUUCCCGUUUGCGGUUCCGUUUGAUACUACGACGAUGAAUUAUACGAGUGCGCUUGUGGGAGGUGUGACGAUUUUACUAGGGGGGUGGUAUGUCUGGAUCAGGAAUAGGGGAUAUGUGGGCCCUAGGAGGUUGGUGGAGACGUUGGGGAACGGGGAGACGACUAUUGUGGGGACGGAGGCGAGCAUAGCUGAGAAAGUGUGA